CAAUAAAAAAGGUUACAGAUGUACUCUUGAGUCUUCACACACAUUUUUCCUUCCAAUCAUUUGGGAACUCAAGGAAUCGAUAUAGAAUAAACACUCAUAUUAAAAGAAUGAAUUAUAAGUAACUGGCACCGGGAAAGCCAUGCGAAGGUUUCUCUUUCUCUAUAACGAAGCACGAAAAUUCCACAAACCUCAUAUUCAUCUUGCAUUUCCAUCGCCCUUAGCAUAUAGUAAUAUCGGAGACAGUCAUUUCAAUUUGGUGGAUGUUUCUGCCCAAAGUGGAACCAAUGCUGAGUUGGCGCUAUUUGAAGCCUCUCGUCGUGGAAUUAAACCAAAUUCCUUUGCUCUUGUUAACCUACUUGGAUUAGCCAGUAACCUGAACUGCCCCUCAUUCGGACAACAACUCCAUAGUUAUGUUAUACGCUCUGGCUAUUUUUCCCAUAUUCAUGUCUCCACCUCUCUCAUCAAACUUUACGUCAGAACGCACUCUUUUAGUGACGCACACAAACUGUUUGUUGAAAUUGCUGAACCGAGCGUCGUUACUUGGAACACUUUGAUAUCCGGGUACGUCCACACCGGCCAGUUUCGAAACGCUUUGUCAUUCUUCACGCUCCUAGACAGGUCCCACGUUUGUGCCGACGCAGUCUCGUUCACGUCUGCUUUGUCUGCCUGUUCCCUACUGAGUCUCUUCAAACUGGGAAGCUCAAUUCAUUGCAAGAUAGUUAAAGUGGGCAUGGCUGAUGGCACUGUAGUUGCAAAUUGCUUGAUUGUCAUGUAUGGGAAAUGCGGCUCUCUUGAACGUGCUGUUCGGAUAUUCUCUCAGACCAUUGAGAAGGAUGUUAUUUCUUGGAAUUCAGUCAUAGCAGCAAGUGCAAACAACGGAGACAUUGAACUUGCUUAUAAGUUUUUGCACCUUAUGCCCAACCCUGAUACUGUGUCCUAUAAUGGGUUGAUAAAUGGAAUUGCUAAGUUUGGAAAUAUGGAUGAUGCUGUUCAGGUUUUGUCAAGCCUGCCAAGUCCGAAUUCGUCUUCCUGGAAUUCUGUAAUUACGGGAUUUGUGAAUAGGAAUCGAGCUAGGGAAGCUUUGGAUAUAUUCCGUAAAAUGCACUUGAGAAAUGUAGAGAUGGAUGAGUUCACAUUUUCAAUCAUUUUAACUGGAAUUGCUGGUUUGUCUGCCUUAACGUGGGGGAUGUUGAUUCAUUGCUGCACAAUAAAGUGCGGUUUAGAUGCUUCAGUAUUUGUUGGGAGUGCCCUAAUUGACAUGUACUCAAAAUGUGGGCAGGUUAAGAAUGCUGAAUCAAUCUUCGUCCAUGCACUGCCUAACAAGAAUUUGGUGAGCUGGAAUGCAAUGUUAUCUGGCUAUGCUCGCAAUGGUGAUUCUGUACGUGUUAUCCACCUCUUUCAGUCUCUGAAAAUGGAAAGAGAGAUAAAGCCUGAUGGUAUCACGUUUCUUAACCUUAUAUCCGUAUGUUCCCAUAGUGAAAUACCAUUUGAGGUUGCUAUUCGUUACUUUGAAUCUAUGAUUGAUGAAUAUAAGAUUGCACCAUCCAUUGAGCAUUGUUGUUCAAUGAUACGGCUCAUGGGGCAGAAAGGAGAGCUGUGGAGAGCAGAAAGGAUGAUACAUGAACUUGGUUUUGAGUCAUGUGGGGUGGUUUGGAGGGCUUUGCUAGGCGCUUGUGGAACACAGGCAGAUCUACAAGUAGCAGAGAUUGCAGCUGCCAAGGUGAUUGAAUUGGAGAGGGAUGAAGAUUAUGUUUAUGUGAUGAUGUCUAACAUGUAUGCAUCUUGUGGAAGAUGGGAAGACGUAAAUGCAAUUAGGGGAUUCAUGAGUAGGAAAGGAAUUAGGAAAGAAGCGGGUUCUAGUUGGAUAGAAAUAGAUAGCUCUGUCUCGUCUCUAUGAAUCCACAAAAAUAACAACUCAAAGAGAAUAUAUCUGCCGAUUUUAAAAUCUAUAUAUAUUACUGAUUUUC
Glycine soja is the source of this 1967-nucleotide messenger RNA. Its product is annotated as putative pentatricopeptide repeat-containing protein At5g47460. The record is from RefSeq and is a predicted model, not a curated record. Lineage: Eukaryota; Viridiplantae; Streptophyta; Magnoliopsida; Fabales; Fabaceae. The transcript has a single exon. Gene Ontology annotation, molecular function: protein binding; RNA binding. Gene Ontology annotation, biological process: RNA modification. The coding region runs from base 140 to 1897 and encodes 585 amino acids.